AGUUCGUCCACAAACUCCUGCUGAGAAAGAUGUCCCUCUUAUUGAGAUCAAGUACCCAGGGGAAUGUGAAAGCAAAAAAAUCAUGAUUGGUUCUGUUGUGAAAGAUUACCUAAACAAAAAGAAAAAUAUUUUCAAGGAAUACAAAUUUGAUCAUGUUUUCAAACCUGAUAGCACUCAAGGACAAGUAUACGCUGAGGUCGCUGCUGACGUUGUCCAAUCGGUGGUCGAUGGGUACAAUUGUUGCAUUUUUGCUUAUGGUCAAACAGGUGCGGGGAAAACUUACACAAUGCAAGGUUCUGAUGAUACUCCGGAAAGUGAGGGUCAAUUCAUCGAAAUAUAUAAUGAUCAAAUCUAUGAUUUGCUUAUCUCACAUGGAGAAUCCAAAGAUGUGAAGAUAACACAUGACAUUGAAGAGGGUUCAACAAGGAUUGCUAAUGUGAAAACAGAUUGUGUUAAUCAAGUACUUAGAUUCGCAACAAAGAACCGAACUGUUGCUUCUACAAAAAUGAACGAUAAUUCUUCAAGAAGUCACAGCAUAUUUAUGAUUCAUAUCAAAGGUUCUAAUUCUGUUACAAAUGAGAAACUAUCGGGUUCCUUGAACCUUAUUGACCUGGCAGACUUGUUGGAAGCUCUUAAAGAAGAUUUGAUUGAAGAGUUAGUUCUUAUAGGAAGGCAAAGAGUUCGUCCACAAACUCCUGCUGAGAAAGAUGUCCCUCUUAUUGAGAUCAAGUACCCAGGGGAAUGUGAAAGCAAAAAAAUCAUGAUUGGUUCUGUUGUGAAAGAUUACCUAAACAAAAAGAAAAAUAUUUUCAAGGAAUACAAAUUUGAUCAUGUUUUCAAACCUGAUAGCACUCAAGGACAAGUAUACGCUGAGGUCGCUGCUGACGUUGUCCAAUCGGUGGUCGAUGGGUACAAUUGUUGCAUUUUUGCUUAUGGUCAAACAGGUGCGGGGAAAACUUACACAAUGCAAGGUUCUGAUGAUACUCCGGAAAGUGAGGGUCAAUUCAUCGAAAUAUAUAAUGAUCAAAUCUAUGAUUUGCUUAUCUCACAUGGAGAAUCCAAAGAUGUGAAGAUAACACAUGACAUUGAAGAGGGUUCAACAAGGAUUGCUAAUGUGAAAACAGAUUGUGUUAAUCAAGUACUUAGAUUCGCAACAAAGAACCGAACUGUUGCUUCUACAAAAAUGAACGAUAAUUCUUCAAGAAGUCACAGCAUAUUUAUGAUUCAUAUCAAAGGUUCUAAUUCUGUUACAAAUGAGAAACUAUCGGGUUCCUUGAACCUUAUUGACCUGGCAGGUUCAGAGAAAAUAUCAGCUUACGAAUCAACUGGAGAUCUUCAAGUUGAAACGAUAAAUAUUAACAAGAGUCUCAGCAGUCUAAAAACAGUUAUACAAAACAUAAAGGAAAAUGCGAGCCAUAUCAAUUACCGUGACUCCACCUUGACCUAUGUUUUGAAGAAUUCAUUAGUUAAUAUUUCCCCGGUAAGAUCAUCUCAAGCGGAUACUGAAAACAGUUUAGAAUUUGGGCUUAUUGCAAAAGCAGCUCACAUCGGCAUCGCAAAAAAAGGUUAA
Entrophospora sp. SA101 is the source of this 1570-nucleotide messenger RNA. NCBI's taxonomy places the organism in Eukaryota, Fungi, Glomeromycota, Glomeromycetes, Entrophosporales, Entrophosporaceae. The record is from the annotation of a GenBank genome assembly.